Oncorhynchus nerka (sockeye salmon) is the source of this 1406-nucleotide messenger RNA. Its product is annotated as serine/threonine-protein kinase Sgk1-like. Gene Ontology annotation, cellular component: cytoplasm; nucleus. Lineage: Eukaryota; Metazoa; Chordata; Actinopteri; Salmoniformes; Salmonidae. The record is from RefSeq and is a predicted model, not a curated record. Gene Ontology annotation, biological process: protein phosphorylation. Gene Ontology annotation, molecular function: protein serine/threonine kinase activity; ATP binding.
GCCCAGUCCCUCCCAGCGGAUGAACCUGGGCCCGUCCUCCAACCCCACAGCCAAGCCCAGUGACUUCCACUUCCUGAAGGUGAUAGGGAAGGGCAGCUUCGGGAAGGUCCUCCUAGCCAGGCACCGAACAGACGACCAGUUCUACGCUGUUAAGGUGCUGCAGAAGAAGGCCAUCCUGAAGAAGAAAGAGGAGAAGCACAUCAUGUCAGAGAGGAACGUCCUGUUGAAAAACAUUAAACACCCCUUCCUAGUGGGACUACACUACUCCUUCCAGACCGCUGAUAAACUCUACUUUGUACUGGACUACAUUAACGGAGGAGAGUUGUUCUACCAUCUCCAGAGGGAGAGGUGUUUCUUAGAGCCCCGGGCCAGGUUCUAUACAGCGGAGAUCACCAGUGCCCUGGGCUACCUCCACUCUCUAAACAUCGUGUACAGAGACCUGAAGCCUGAGAAUAUUCUACUGGACUCUCAAGGACACAUCAUACUCACGGACUUCGGCCUCUGCAAGGAGAACAUAGAACAGAACGGAACCACGUCAACGUUCUGUGGAACUCCAGAGUACCUAGCUCCAGAGGUGUUACACAAGCAGCCGUAUGACAGGACGGUGGACUGGUGGUGUUUGGGAGCCGUGCUUUAUGAGAUGCUGUAUGGCCUGCCUCCGUUCUACAGUCGUAACACAGCAGAGAUGCACGACAACAUCCUGAACAAGCCCCUGCAGCUCAAACCCAACAUCUCUAACGCUGCCAGGCACAUACUGGAGGGACUGCUGCAGAAAGACCGCACACAACGACUGGGACACAGCCACGACUUCGAGGAGAUAAUGAACCACAUGUUCUUCUCCCCCAUCAACUGGGAUGCCCUGACCGCUAAGAAGCUCACCCCUUUCAACCCAAACGUGACGGGCCCUAAUGACCUUCGUCACUUUGAUCCAGAAUUCACAGACGAGCCCGUCCCCUCUUCCAUUGGCUGUUCUCCUGACUCCUCCCUCAUCACUGCCAGCAUCACGGAGGCAGCCGAUGCCUUCCUAGGGUUCAGCUACGCACCCUCCAUGGGCUCAUACCUGUAGGAUAUCAUACCUGUAGGAUAUCAUACCUAUAGGAUAUCAUAUGUACUCCUACCUAUAGGAUACCAUAUGUACUCCUACCUAUAGGAUACCAUAUGUACUCCUACCUAUAGGAUACCAUAUGUACUCCUACCUAUAGGAUACCAUAUGUACUCCUACCUAUAGGAUACCAUAUGUACUCCUACCUAUAGGAUACCAUAUGUACUCCUACCUAUAGGAUAUCAUAGCUAUAGGAUACCAUAUGUACUCCUAUCUAUAGGACACAUCAAAAACAUCCCUAUUCACUAACUAAAUAGGAACAAUCCCCCAUAUCCCGGGGGUACACCCCUGUAGUUCUACCCCC